Protopolystoma xenopodis is the source of this 798-nucleotide messenger RNA. The record is from the annotation of a GenBank genome assembly. NCBI's taxonomy places the organism in Eukaryota, Metazoa, Platyhelminthes, Monogenea, Polystomatidea, Polystomatidae.
AUGGCUGCUUCAAAGACAUUUCGUUCAAAUUUCAUCUCUACCGAGCUGUGGUGCGUCUCCUGGCGUGCUUUGGCACACGGACCACUUUGUAUCGAUGGCCGCCCAUUCCCUUCCAUUUUAGUAAACCCAGUCGAUCCGAGUAACCUUAAAAAUGGUUCUUCAUCAGCUGUGUUUAAAUGCCUUGCUUCCUCCUGUCACACAUCUUCAACUGCAUCACCCACAAAUAUGACUUCUUUCAAGAAAAUCCAUUCUACUCCUGGUCUUUCCGGGUCCAGCGGUACUUGUAUCCUGGCCUGUUCUGCCAAUAAAUCAGGCCUUGGAUCUUGUAAUGCCACCAUAGUUUCCGAAUUUCAAAGUGGGCAACAUUCUACCACCUCCAUCAUUAUCGCAGGCAAUAACUCCGGUGGCAGUGGCAACAGUAGCAGUGCUUCAGCUUCGCCCAUCUGUCCUGUUCCUACUCGCUCUUCUCGUUACUCAACUUCCAUGAGUGCACCGACUUCUUUCCAUAUUGUCUUCGCCUUCCAGCCUGAUCAAUUGCCUAUUCCUUUCAUCGACUCCUCUUCAGCCCCUAGAAACCAUGCUUUACUUAUCAGUCAAUCUUGGCGUUUAAUCUUUACUCUGGCCAAGCUCUCGACGUCUCGAUUAUCAGCUCCCGGUGUAGCUCCUACAGCCUCGAAAUGUCUUCCAAACCUGGCCUCUAUGGGAGAACCAGUAAUGAAGGACACCUGCUAUCAAAUAAUCGAUGUGAAACUAUCCGGUUCUGUGAGCUUCAGAAUAAUUGCAUGUGCUUUUACUUAA